AUGGCUCCGACUCUUGCUGAACAAGUUGCUGUAGAGCAGCUGGAAAAGGGAGAAUAUGUCUCCAAGACGCUGCCCAUCAGAAUGGGCAACUCCAUGCCCAUCGCUUACGGAGGAUGCACUGCAGGUGUUGCCGUGAGCGCCGCCUGCGCAACUGCACCUCCAACCAUGGCGUUGUAUUCUGUGCUGGGACAUUUUCUCGGCCCCGCUUCAACCGAUAGAAAGUUGCAUUGCAGCGUUACACACACCAGAGACACCAGGUCUUUCGCUACACGACGCGUUCAGGUCAAGCAACAGCAACCAGAUGGCAAGUUUCGCGUCUGCCUGGAACUCAUCGCCGACUUCCACGUGAUAGAGCCAUCGACUCUCACCUAUACGGAACCACCAAACCCCAAUUGGCCCAAGCCCGGGAGCGACAAGUGCGAAAACAUGGCUGAACACAUCAACAAGUUAAUCGCCGACGGAACUGUUGAAAAGGAACAAGCCGACGCGUUCCUAGAGUCAUUUUCAGCUUUCGACACCUUUUUCGAUGCCCAAUACUGUCUUGAAGGUGUAGCCGGUCAAAACAUGGGCGGAGCCAUCAAGGACAAGGUCACAACUCAAGAUGAUCGUCACGUCACCGACAAGACAUCGGCAGAAUGGCAACGCGCCAGAGACCCCCUCGCAACACAUGCCGACAACAUGGCCGCACUCUCCUUCCUCAUGGACGGUGGGCUAUCAUUCCUCCCGCUGAGCCAUAACCACCUCUGGUUCGACGACGUGACGGUCUGUUCUAGUCUGGACUUUGCUCUGCGCAUUUUUGUCCCCGACCUCAAGUUGAACGAUUGGCAUCUUAAGGAGCGGAGGACUUAUAGAGCUGGAAAUGGGAGGACCUUUGCUGAGGGAAAACUUUGGGAUGAGCAUGGAAACUUGGUGGCGUCUGAGAGCCAGCAGUCUAUUCUACGGCUCCAGAAGGGAGUUGAGCCAAAGCUCUGA
Fusarium keratoplasticum is the source of this 972-nucleotide messenger RNA. RefSeq lists its product as uncharacterized. The record is from RefSeq and is a predicted model, not a curated record. The coding region runs from base 1 to 972 and encodes 323 amino acids. NCBI's taxonomy places the organism in Eukaryota, Fungi, Ascomycota, Sordariomycetes, Hypocreales, Nectriaceae. Gene Ontology annotation, molecular function: fatty acyl-CoA hydrolase activity. Gene Ontology annotation, biological process: fatty acid catabolic process; acyl-CoA metabolic process. The transcript has a single exon. Gene Ontology annotation, cellular component: peroxisomal matrix.